AUGACCACUUUCAGUCCCAUCCCCGCCUAUGUUCUGGGCACUUUGAUCCUGGCCCUCGGCACCAACGCCAUCGGUCGCCCUGGCCCCGAAUACCCGCGUUUUGGCCUGCCCUUCGAACACGCUGCCACCGUCCCCACUCACGCCAACCACUCUCCCCCACCGGGCGCCGUGUCCCCCCUCAUGUACCUGAAAGGCAUUCGGGAGACGAGCUAUGGUCUGGCGCUGAUUGCCCUACAGUACCAAGGCCAAGACACCGCCCUCACCACUUUCGCCGCCAUCCUUGCCCUUACCGCGUUCGCCGACGGCCUCCUCGUGUGGAGGCAUGGGGGUGAUACACUGAAGAUGAAGGCUUUUGGACACUGGCUGACAUUUGUCGGAUUGGCGGGGUGGUCCUGGUGGAGAUCCUCGUACGCUUGA
This is a messenger RNA of Aspergillus sclerotioniger CBS 115572, 417 nucleotides long. Its product is annotated as DUF4267 domain-containing protein. The transcript has a single exon. The coding region runs from base 1 to 417 and encodes 138 amino acids. Lineage: Eukaryota; Fungi; Ascomycota; Eurotiomycetes; Eurotiales; Aspergillaceae. The record is from RefSeq and is a predicted model, not a curated record.